This is a messenger RNA of Penaeus chinensis, 4090 nucleotides long. Its product is annotated as cell division cycle 7-related protein kinase-like. Gene Ontology annotation, cellular component: nucleus. Gene Ontology annotation, molecular function: protein serine/threonine kinase activity; ATP binding. The coding region runs from base 106 to 2463 and encodes 785 amino acids. The transcript has 14 exons. Gene Ontology annotation, biological process: mitotic DNA damage checkpoint signaling; protein phosphorylation. The record is from RefSeq and is a predicted model, not a curated record. Lineage: Eukaryota; Metazoa; Arthropoda; Malacostraca; Decapoda; Penaeidae.
CAGAGGCAGUACAAGAAAGACUUCCUUCGACGCGCAUCAGGAGUGACGCUUUCAACUUACAAGACGGCUGAUGCUGUGUAAGGGGAAGCCACGUCUGUGUCACUCAUGGAUGUUAGGGGUGUUGUUAGCCCUGGUGGGUCGACAUCCAGAGCAGAUGAGGAGCAAGACAAUAUAGCACUCCUUCGGGAUGCUGUGCCUCAGCUAGAGUCUCUGUUUGUUAUCAGUCAGUGUAUUGGACAUGGCACGUUCAGCUCUGUGUACUUGGCUCGCACCAAACACACCACCACCAUCAAUGGCCGGCAUCACUUUGCUAUCAAACACAUUAUACCUACGUCUCACCCAUCAAGGGUCUACAUGGAACUGAAAUGUCUCAAGCUGAUUGGUGGCUUAGACAACGUAAUGGGGGUGACGAUGUGCUUCCGGGAAAUGAACCAUGUUGUUCUUGUGAUGCCUUACUUCCCACACGAUUCCUUUGCUGACUAUGUUGGCUGUUUGACCAUAGCAGAGCUACAGGAUUACCUAAGAAACCUUCUGAUUGCUCUGAGAAGGGUGCACAGUUUUGGCAUCAUACAUCGAGAUGUCAAACCGGCCAACUUUCUCUACAACCGAAAACAACAGAGGUACUCCUUGGUGGACUUUGGCUUAGCACAGGAAGUCAGCCAAAUAAAGACAUCAGCCAUGCAUGGCAACUUGGCGCGACUAAAUCGUGCAAGAAUAGAGGCUGCGAACCAGAUGCUCACCCCACCCACAGUUGAGACGCCACACCAUCCUGCCAACAAGACAGUGAAGAGGAAACUGGUUGUCAGUCCUGGAGAACCAACAGAGGCUGAGAAAAGCGUUAAACGAGCAAGGCAGGGAUCACCUCCAUCAACAUCUGUGUCUAGCAUCCUCUCUACUACAACAAACAGAGUUAAUACAGCAUUACGUCGUUCACCAAGAAAGCAGUGUUCCAUUGCACCAUCACCAAAGAAGGAAAAUUUUGAGUUAAUGGGGACACCAAGGAAGGUUACGAUUCAGAGUUCAAAUGUACAACAGGACUCCCCAAGCAAACAUACCAGAAAUGCAGAAGCUAAUCGUAGGUUAGAGUCACCAGACUUUAAUGGCUUUGAGGGUUCUGGCCAGUCUCAUCAACUCCUGCGACAAGAGGGUGGAAGAGUUUUAAGACGCUCUCCUCGGAAACCGGCACCUGUGAACAACACAAGCACUCAGCUUGAGGGCUUAGCUAAACAUUUGCAGGAGGUUACAUCUAGACAAGCAAAUAAAACCCCAGUGGCAAAAGCUGAAAUCAGAGACAUAUCAAGCACGAGCAAUGAAUCAUCAUUAGCAAGUAAAAGUUUCACUCAGCGACACCGUCAGAUGUCCAGUGUUACAGCUCUUAGUGCCAGAGUCCCUCGCAUUGCCAAAGCUUUUCAGCAAAAGCAAGGACCUUCUACUGCCUUCAGGGAUGUGAGGGUGCUACAAGAGGUACAAACCCGAAAAGGAGCUAUGUUGCAGCCAGUGAGUUGUAAGUGUUAUGGUCAUCCCCGAGUCUGUAGUGUGUGUGUUACAAGAACAAAUCAGGUGGCCCCAAGAGCUGGCACACCUGGAUUUAGGGCUCCUGAAGUGCUCCUGCGUCACCCUGAUCAAGGAACUGCUGUUGAUAUGUGGUCAGUUGGUGUUAUCCUGUUGUGCCUUCUAAGUGGACGUUACCCAUUCUUCCGUGCUGUUGAUGACCUCUCCACCUUAGCUGAAAUAGCUACAUUACUUGGAACGCAAGUGAUGAAGAAGACAGCAGCACAUUUGGGAAAACUGUUUACUUGCUCAGAAACCAGAAAUCCACUUGAUUUGAUGAAAGUUUGUGAGAUUCUUCGUAGCAACUCUAGGAGAAGCAACAUCAACACAGACAAAGAGACCUUGCCACAGCCAUGUCCAAGCUGCUACCAGCAAGACAUGUGUGUAUGUCUCAUCCCCCCCACCAAGGCCACUACCUCACAGAAUGCAUCUGGGCAAUCCAGCAAGAAGAGAUCACAGGCCCAGGAACGACAUCAGCCUCUCAAGACACCUGGGGCACAUCGGAAGGGAAGUACAUUGGUUGGUGUCUCGUCAACUUCAAGGACAGAACCUGAGGUUGUAGCCAUUAGUAAAAAAGCACAGGAGCAGAUACAGGUACAGCCCCAAGGACCAACAACUACCACACCAAAGGAGGAGGAGCAGACCAGAGCACCAGCCUCAGACAGUAGCUGUAUCGUUGUCACCCCAUCUUCCUCUUGCAAGAAGAUGCAGCCUGAGCCAGAGCUGCCAAGAGACUCCCUGGAGGUGAUUGAGGUUAAGAUUAAAGAAGAUAGACACUGCAAUGCUGUUGCCGCAGCAUACCCACCACUUGUUUACCACCUGUUGAUUAGGCUCCUAGAUCCCAAUCCAGAUACUCGCAUUACUGCUCAAGAAGCCUUAGAUCAUCCCUUUUUAAAAUGUCCUUUAGGUUAGCUCUCUAGGUGCAUGUGUAUGGUACAUUACUGCGUUUGUGGUAUUUUUAUACGGUUUUGAUUAAGGGUUAGAGUUCAUUAGCUAAGGCAAUGUUGAAGUUGUGUUAGAAUGAGAUUGAUAUAUUUAUUAUGAUAUUUACAAUGGGGAUAAUGUGGCUGAAACUAAGCAUAAGCAAGUGGACUUGGCUGUCUCAUUGUAUAUUAUUUUUGUACAAGUACCGCGUAUCGACCAUUGGAUUAUACAUUUUGUUAUACUAUUCAUCUUUUUAUCUUUUUUUUAUUAAUUUACAGUACAAUUAAUAUUAGUGUGAAACAUAUUAGUGUCAAAUGAUAACAGUACUUUGGAAGGAGUUGAAAUGAGUAAAAAAAAAUAAAAAAAAUAGACAUGCCAAAAAGAACAAAGUAAUGAUACUUUAAUAUAAUUUACACAAAAGUAAAAUGAAGAAGUGCACAUGUCCAGAAAAUUUUGAUUUUCUAUGUUUAUGAAAGGGUAAUGGAAAUUUGCAGUGAUGAUAAAUUUUCGUUUUUAUGUAUUUAUUGUCUACUAUAAAUAUAUUGUUAAAGAUCUUGCCGUGAAUAUUAAAAAUUGUUAGAGCUGUGAAUAUUAAAAAUUGUUAGAUGCUGAGCUGCCAAAGAGGAUUGAGAAUGAUUACAGAGACUUAAUUAUUCAAUCAUGGUUAAUGUGAUUAUACAGUAACAAAGCAGCUGAAUUACACUGUUUAUAAAAGGGCCUUCUUAAUAGGAAUUUUUUGCUUUAGGAAGUUACAGUCCUCAGGGAGGUGAAAGAAGGAAGAACCGUUGAAAUAUCAUUUUUCUGUCUUUUGUGUUUAUUUUGUGUGUAUAUUGCCCUCCUCAGUUUCUGUCUUUCCCAUUAUGAGACAUUCACAGUCAGACUUGAGCUCAUACUCUCAGACCCCUGCUCAAAGUGACAUUCAAAGUUACAUUCAAACUGAAAUAGCCAUUCUUUUGGGUGACAUAAACUUAAUAUAAUUCACAGAUUAAAACUUACCUCACACUUGUCUUGAAAUGUGAAUCCACUAUCUGUUGCAUAUGCAUAUAACUAUACAGGCAUGUAAGUUAGAGAUGUGUAUAAGCAGUUUAGCCAAAGUUCAAUAUUUUAAUUGCCAUGUACAAGAUGCAUUAUGAUUUCAACUGUGUGGUAGAAUUUGGUAUUAAAUAAUAGUGUUGGAUUGCUAGAUAUGUAAUGAUGUUAUCAUAGGAUUUUCAAACCUUUUUUAGCAUUUUAUUGCCUAUGAGUAGCAUUUAUAUAAAAAAUAACUGCAGUUGGUAAUUUCCUGAUAUCAUAGUGUUAAUGACCUACUGCUGGACUUCAUCAUAAUACCAUUACUGUUCCUAAUAUCUCAAAGCUUUUAUUGUUUUCAGUAUCUGGCGAGCUUUCAAAAUUAUAUACUUCUAUUUUUACACCUAUUGUAAACCAACUUAGAUGUUUUCAAAUACUAAUAGCCAAUUUAUGUGAUGGCUAAUGAGUUUAGAAAUGGAGAUCAAAUGUGAUAGAUAAAACUGAACAGAAAGCCUUGGCUGUGAUAAACUUGAUAAUUAUUAACUAUCAGACAUAGAAAUGAUCUAAAAAUGUAAAGUGCAGUAAAUAAAGAUCUCGUUUCUUUGCA